AUGUUGUACAUUUGUUUCAUUUUUCUAUCUUUUUGUAUCAAAUAUUUUUGUAGCAAGAAAGGUAAUAAUAAUUCUUUAUGGAUAAUAUCGUGUUCUCUUUAGUUUAUCUUCUAAACACAUUGGAUGCCAAAACGGAGCUGAACUGGCAGACCUACAGCUCAGGAGGAACUCAGAGGGCAAGUUCUUUCGGUUUACUCUUCUUCUGAUUUCCAUAUGAAAGGCUUCUCAAGUAUAAUGUAAAUUAUUGUUCUUUAGUGGAUGGAGGAGACGUAUCGUAGUUUCGACAAUCGUUCAGUCAAUCAACAAGCAUAUUCCACCUGCUCCACCGAUCACAGUGUUCAUUUCGAGAACUGGUUGUUGUUGCCGAAUGUAAAUAAACAAAAGGAGGCCAGAUUGUUUAUCGAGUUCAAGUUCUCCAUGAGGAGAUGCUCUUCUUAUCCCCGAUUGUCCAUUUAUUGCAAAGAGACCUUGAAUGUGUAUGCUUAUGGAGUGCCAAAGGGUCAGUCGAUGAGUGCGCUGGAUUGGCAUAAUAGGACGGAAUGGAGAUUUUUCCACACGAUUACACCUAAUAAUGAUUAUGGCGAGAUCUUCUACUCGGUUGGAGUGUAUGAUGGUAACUACGAAUCCAUUUACUUUGCCAUUCGGGACUCUGGAGCUUGUUCUUCUUUGCUAUACAUUCAGGUUAGUGGAUAUUGCACUUGAUUGGUUUAAAUCUGACGUUUUCAGAUCUAUUACCUUGUGUGUCCCCCAUCAUUGCAUCAGCUGGUCCAUUUACCUCAAGUUAUUGUGUCAAAGGAGACGAAGACUGUUCAGGGGACUUGUCAAUAUUACCCAAAAGAUAUUAAGAUAAACCAUCCGAGAUUUCUUUGUACUUCUGACGGUCGUUGGCAAUCUUUAAUAAAUGAAUGCGGAUGCCCAUCAGGUUAUCAGCCGAAAGACGAUCAAUGUCAAGGUAGGUCAAUUUUUUGCUCUGUUUGAGGCUGUAUUAUAAUUUUCCAAAGAAAGAAGUUGUUAGCCCACUCUGUAUUUUUGAAUGUACUAUGUCUUUCAGAAUGCCCAGUCAAUUUCUAUAGCCCUUCUUACGAUGUUUUACCGUGUCUAGCGUGUCCAGUCGGGUCUACCUCAUCUAAAACAGGAUCUUCGCAAUGUAAAUGCAAGUCCGGACACGUUCGAUCGAAUCCAGAUGAAACUGAAGGGGAAUGUUAUUUGUUGUCGCUUCUUCGAGAUAUCAGAACUUCUCAAAUGGACUCAAAUUUUGAAGGAGACAGUGGGAAAGUGAUCAUUAUACUAGUUUCCUCUCUGGUGGUUGUCCUUAUUUUAUGCGUAGCCAUCGUCUCUUAUCUUGUGCAAUCGAAAUUGCGGAUGAAACAGGAUACGGACGACAGUUUGCCCAAUCCAGAGAGUAAAGAAUGUAUGUGAAUACAAUUUCUGACUAUACUGUUUGUGAAUUAUUCAUGACAUUGCUGAUAUUAUUUUAGCUGAUCGGAGUACCCGGCACUCAGUUUCCUCCAUGACGUCACCUCCCACCCCUAAAUCAGGUAUCUCCACAUACAAUUGUUUAUGCUGUCCAUUGCAGUAACUCUUUUCCCGGCUUUUAUGACUGGGAACAACAAGCCAGGAGUGUUGAUGUAUGUGGAUCCACUGACUUACGACGAUCCUUCCAAAGCUCUCGCCGACUUUGCCAAUGAAAUUCCUCGAGAAAUGAUCGAAUUGGCCAGAACAAUUGGAUCCGGACACUUUGGAGAAGUCUGUUGUGGUAGAUUGAGGGUCGAAUCGACCUAUUGUAAUGUCACAAAUAUGGUCCAACAGAUUGUCGCCGUUAAAAUGCUACAUCCAGGAGUGGCGGGAAAAGCGAGAACCGACUUCUUGAUGGAAGCGUCAAUCAUGGGGCAGUUCGACCACGAGAAUGUUGUCCAUCUGGUGGGUGUUACAACCAAAACGGAGCCGGUGAUGAUCAUCACAGAGUACAUGCUGAAUGGAUCUUUGGAUAAAUUCCUAAGAAGCAACGACAAUGGAAAGUUUUCACUCUAUCAAUUGUUGAUGAUGAUGCACAAUGUCGCCUCUGGAAUGAAAUAUUUGACAGGAAAAGGAUUUGUUCACAGAGUAUGUACAUUAAUAUUGCAUCACAUUAUAUUACACAUGAUCAUUACGUCAAAUUCACCAAUAAUUACAUUAUUUCAGGAUUUGGCAGCUCGGAAUGUUCUCGUUGAUGAUCGUUUGACCUGCAAAAUUGCGGAUUUUGGCCUGAGUCGGAAGGUCCGAUCAAAAGAUGACCGGGAGUACACUACAACCGGAGGCAAGAUCCCUGUAAGAUGGACGGCACCUGAGUGUAUUGCCCAUCACAAGUUCACGUCGGCCUCAGACGUCUGGAGUUAUGGCAUCGUGAUGUGGGAGAUCUGCUCAUUUGGAGAAAGACCAUAUUGGGAUUGGUCUAAUUCAAGAGUAAUUGAAGAGGUGAAGAAUGGAUUCAGACUCCCGAAGCCGAUGGACGCUCCAGACAGACUUUUCGACAUCAUGGGGAAAUGUUGGCAACAUCAGCGGCAUGAGAGACCCUCCUUCACUGACCUUGUCACCGAGUUGAACAGCUUCAUUCAAGAGAUCCAAGAAUACCAACAGAACCUUGAAAGGUCAGUUCUUUUGCGAAAAAUAUAGUAUGUAAGAAGCAGGAGAGUUUAUAGUUUGUUUUGACUGGGUCUAACGAUUGUCACAUCUUUUCGCUUAGAGAUCAAAUAUUACGUUUUUCCUUUCCGUUAGAUCAGGUAUUACGUUUUUCUACUCCGAUAGGUAAAGUCUAGCUCUUUGAACUGCAAACUGAGUCGAAAAGAGUGAUAAUCGCCCGCGUACUUUGGUGUUUGUGCAGCGAUCGGACAUAGCAAUUGUUUGAAAAAUGCGAGAGUGAAAAAUCUGAGAAGAUUGGAUUUGUGGUAUAUAAUGCGUGACAAUCAUUCCAAAUUCCGAAACUAUUGUGUAAAACGGAUCAAGGUAAUCUCUAUUUUGGUUCUCCCGCUCUUGUUUAGCCCUGAAUUGAAUUUGACGAAAGUUCUGAGCCGAAAGAACUCCCCAUUCAUCUUUCCGAAAGGGCCAAAGGCCAUGAAAUGGCUGUCACGUGGUUUGAUGUUUAUGCUGUUCUCUGGAGUGUUCUCUCCCUAACAUAACAAACUAGUAGCUGUUGUCCAGAAACAGCGUCAUUCCGAAAAAGCUAGGCGAAUUUCUGCAAUGUCUUCUUUGACAGAUGAUAAUCGCCCUAUUUUUUUUGUUGGUGUGUAAUGUGAAGAGUGAAUUGCUAUCUCUGAGAUUCAUUAUGCUUUAUGAUUUGGAAUAUGAAGUUCAACCUUUUUUAAGAAGGCGUUGGUAUUUUAAAAUGUAUUGUAGUCAUCUUUAUUGCCCUGUUAGAACAUAAACUACGAAGAAUCCGAAAUUCAUAUGAAAAAAAACUAUUUUUAGAUGUUGCUAAUGAGACUUUGACAAUAUAAGACUAAUCGGCUUUAUAAACUCCGUCUAAUUUUGGUCUCCUUUAUGCAGUCAUAUUUUUUCUCGUUGUAGGAUUAUAUCUUUUGAAGGAUUACGUUUUUUCUCCCGUAUUAUGUGACACAAACGUCAAAUUUUAUGAUUUUUUUUCAGAAGCUUCGGCGACAUCAGCACGCCGGACACUCCCAACACUCCGACCUCAAGGAAAUCGGUGAUGGACUUGUAA
Messenger RNA from Bursaphelenchus xylophilus (pine wood nematode), 3694 nucleotides. The record is from the annotation of a GenBank genome assembly. Lineage: Eukaryota; Metazoa; Nematoda; Chromadorea; Rhabditida; Aphelenchoididae.